This is a messenger RNA of Notodromas monacha, 447 nucleotides long. The record is from the annotation of a GenBank genome assembly. NCBI's taxonomy places the organism in Eukaryota, Metazoa, Arthropoda, Ostracoda, Podocopida, Cyprididae.
AUGAAGAGGUGCAACAAUGGCGGUUGUGAAGAUGGAGAAAUCUUUUUGACGGUGUUGUACGCGAAGUUGGGUAAUUGUACGGAGGAGGUUGACAAGGCGUUGUGUUAUCAUUGUGAGUUGAGAGCCAGAGUCAAGGAGGGCGUAGACGGGAGGGAAUAUGCGGAUGACGUGAAGGUGGAGCAGGAAAGUGCUAGUCAUGCGGGUGCGGCUGCAGGUGCGGCUGCAGGUGCGGCUGCAGGUGCGGCUGCAGGUGCGGCUGGUUGUGCUGCAGGUUGUAGUGCUGGUUGGGCUGCAGAGUGCGGUGUGGUGUUUGCCGGCGCAGUUGCGACAUCUGCCGGUGCUUUGGCAUUGCGUGGAAUGAUGUUGAGAGCUGAGGCAGUUGUAGCAGAGCUGUUGAUUGUUUGUGGCUGUGAUUCUUUCUUCAGUGGUGAGUCUGCAGUUAGUUGA